AUGCCUUCAAUGCCGGCCCUCACGUUCCGCUUUGAGAUCGAAGAUGAGGGUAACCAUGGCAACGAUGACACGCGGCUGUUCAUCCUGUCGACGUUGGCGGGUCAGCACAAGCCGAGGGUAACCUGCGCUCUGUGCAAAGAGACCCUGCACGUUUUCGACCGGUAUCCGCUUGUGGACGGCACUUUCUUCCUAAGCCCGCGACAACAUACCAGCGGCGCUGUCGAGGUAAAAGUGGAAGGUCGCACGCAGUACCUGACGUGUGUGUGCAUGGGCUGCCUGGAGCGAUGCGACCCCGAGCGCACCAUCCGCUGCCGGUUCUGUGGACAGAAGUGGGAUGGCUCCUCUCUCGUACUCGGCACCAUGUACUCUUAUGACAUCUUCAUGGCCACGCCCUGCUGCGCUGAGAGACUGAAGUGCAACAACUGCUUCAAGGCACUGCUUCACCCCCAGCAGCGGCUAAACUACUCGGACUACUCACACCCCAUGGCGUGCCCGCACUGCCGCGUGCUUGACACCCACUUCGUGAAGCCGCUGAGCUAUUGUUUCACAAAGAGGGCCUUCCCGCUGUUCCAGCAGUGGCCAUAACAGUCGGCGGUGCCGGGAGGCUCUCCCGGCACCCCCCCUUCUUCUGACUCGUGGGGCCUGGCUCCGUCGCCACCGCGACGCGCCUCCCCCCCAGCGCUGCGUCCCGUCGUCAACACUAGCAUGGCACCCCGUGUGCUUGAACCACUUACCGAUGAACCACAAACACCCAAGUACGUUUCUCCAACCCUUGCGAGCAUAACUGAGUCGUUGUCUCUGCUCGGAGUGAGCCCCGAGACGCUGGCUAUCAGCCUGGGCGAGACGCUGGCCGAGCGCUACCUGGCGUCGCUGCGCAACAAGCCGGUGGAGCGGGCGGCGGAGCGCACGGUGGAGCGGCCCAUGGAGCGACUGGGCGGGUGCGGCAUCCCGCGCCGCACGCCCAGCCUGGCCGAGCCCUCGCUGCAGCUGUUCUCCAACGACUUCAUCGACAUCUUGAACCAGAUCGCAUAAGCUCGUGGAGUGUACGUGACGGAUAUGACGCGGCGACUAUUGGACUUCUCUGUGUUGCAAUGUUUGUUUCUUGGACUUUACUGCGUCCGGUGACUCCGAGACGCUAGAAAUAAUUUCUGUUAAAUUAAGUUGGUAUUAUUGAAAAUAAUUUUAUGUGUCAGUUUAGAUCGUACUAUUGAUUUUAUUUUAAUUUUAUUCUGCACUUUGUUGAUUAGGAGUUGAUUUUAUCAAAAAUAAUAAUUAGCGAUAGAGUGAUGCCAGAAAUUGCAUUUUUUGUUUCGGAUCAAUCUUAAAUUGGAGAACUUGAUUUCCUUUUGAAGGAGUAAAGGCGUGAGUUUUUUAAAUUAUUGAUUACCUUGUAUUUCAGUGAUACUGAUGACCCUAUCUGAUAGGGGCGUUUGAGUGGAGUGUUGUUUAGUUCAAUUUAGUUUAUUAGUUAUGUUUUAUUUUAGCAAAAUUUUAAACCUAACUUAAGUGUUAUACAAUAUUUUCGUAGGUUUAUUGUGAACUUUUAUUUCCUCCCACCAGAUGGCACUUUAUAGUGUAAGGGAAGUCUACUUCUACUAAAGAUGCCAUGUUAGGUUAUCGUCUUUAAUAUCAGUUCAUUUACUUAUUAUUAUAUUUUCACAUACAUACCUUAUUUAAACAGUAAUGGUAGAGGAUUAUAAUUGUAAGUACCUAAUUGCUGUGUCACCAAUAAUAUGAUUAGCCUGUCUAUAAUUAUUACCUGUACUCUAGGGUUAUGUAAUGUCGAAUUGUUGUUUUACUUAUCUUUUCAAAUAUUUAUGUCUCAAUGAUUAACGGACUGCAUGAAGAUUUAUGAAAAAAAAAUAAGCAAAUAUAAACUUUUUGGAAUAGUGCCAUAUCAGUUGAGAAAAGGUGGAAUACUCCUUUUGAAAUAAUAAAAAAAAAAUAUUUAAAAAAUGAAUGCCGCUAAUCAUUGAGAAAGUACGUUUAAUUUUUAAAAAAAG
Messenger RNA from Spodoptera littoralis (African cotton leafworm), 2003 nucleotides. The record is from the annotation of a GenBank genome assembly. Lineage: Eukaryota; Metazoa; Arthropoda; Insecta; Lepidoptera; Noctuidae.